GCUCGGACCCUGGCUGCCCCGCCGCGCCCGCCGGCGUCCGGCGCUCCCCGCCGCGGCAUGGCGGCCCCCGUGGGCCGGCGCGGCUCAGAGACUGAGCGCCUCUUAACCCCCAGUCCUGGGUAUGGCACCCGGGCUGGGGCUUCCCCGCCCCCCCCAGAAGAGGAAGACCUCCGCCGUCGGCUCAAAUACUUCUUCAUGAGUCCCUGUGACAAAUUUCGGGCCAAAGGCCGCAAGCCCUUCAAGCUGAUGCUGCAAGUAGUGAAGAUCUUGGUGGUCACGGUGCAGCUCAUCCUGUUCGGGCUCAGCAACCAGCUGGCAGUGACAUUCCGGGAGGAGAACACCAUUGCCUUCCGGCAUCUCUUCCUGCUGGGCUACUCUGAUGGGGCGGAUGACACCUUUGCGGCCUACACACGGGAGCAGCUCUAUCAGGCCAUCUUCCACGCUGUGGACCAGUACCUGAUGCUCCCAGAUGUGUCGCUAGGCCGCUAUGCCUACGUGCGGGGCGGGGGUGGCCCCUGGGCUAAUGGCUCAGCCCUGGCCCUCUGCCAGCAGUACUACCACCGAGGCCACGUGGACCCAGCCAACGACACCUUUGACAUUGAUCCCAUGGUUGUCACUGACUGCAUCCGGGUGGACCCCCCUGAGAGACCCCUUGUGCCCCCCAGUGAUGAUCUCUCCCUCUCGGACGGCAGCGCCAGUUACAAGAACCUCACGCUCAAAUUCCACAAGUUGAUCAACGUCACCAUCCACUUCCAGCUGAAGACCAUCAAUCUCCAGAGCCUGAUCAACAAUGAAAUUCCAGACUGCUACACCUUCAGUGUCCUGAUCACUUUUGACAAUAAGGCGCACAGCGGGCGUGUCCCCAUCAGCCUGGAGACCCAGGCUCACAUCCAGGAGUGUAAGCACCCCAGUGUCUUCAGGCACGGAGACAACAGCUUCCGGCUCCUGUUCGAUGUGGUUGUGAUCCUCAUCUGUGCCUUCUCUUUCCUGCUGUGUGCCCGCUCGCUGCUCCGUGGCUUUCUGCUGCAGAAUGAGUUCGUUGGGUUCAUGUGGCGGCAGCGGGGACGGGUCAUCAGCCUCUGGGAGCGGCUGGAAUUUGUCAACGGCUGGUACAUCCUGCUGGUCACCAGCGAUGUGCUCACCAUCUCGGGCACCAUCAUGAAGAUUGGUAUCGAAGCCAAGAACCUGGCAAGCUAUGACGUCUGCAGCAUCCUCUUGGGCACUUCCACGUUGCUCGUCUGGGUCGGCGUCAUCCGCUAUCUGACCUUCUUCCAUAAGUACAAUAUCCUCAUUGCCACACUGCGGGUGGCACUGCCCAGCGUCAUGCGUUUCUGCUGCUGUGUGGCUGUCAUCUACUUGGGCUAUUGCUUCUGUGGCUGGAUCGUAUUGGGGCCAUACCAUGUGAAGUUUCGCUCGCUGUCCAUGGUGUCGGAAUGCCUGUUCUCACUCAUCAACGGGGACGACAUGUUCGUGACGUUCGCCGCAAUGCAGGCACAGCAGGGCCGUAGCAGCCUCGUCUGGCUCUUCUCUCAGCUCUACCUCUACUCCUUCAUCAGCCUCUUCAUCUACAUGGUGCUGAGCCUCUUCAUUGCGCUCAUCACUGGAGCCUAUGACACCAUCAAGCACCCCGGCGGCGCUGGCGCAGAGGAGAGCGAGCUCCAGGCCUACAUCGCGCAGUGCCAGGACAGCCCCACCUCCGGCAAGUUCCGCCGCGGGAGCGGCUCGGCCUGCAGCCUCCUCUGCUGCUGCGGCAGGGACGCCUCGGAGGAGCAUUCGCUGCUGGUGAAUUGAGUCGGCCCCGCCACUGCUGCUGGACAUUAGCCCUACGACUGCCGAGACUCACGCUUAUUUAUUUUUAGGGUUUGCUUUUAAGGACCGGUUCCCCGCCGCGCCCUGAGGACCUGGGCCCGUCGGGUCGGACGCGGGCG
Molecule: messenger RNA, 1928 nt
Organism: Canis lupus familiaris (dog)
Lineage: Eukaryota; Metazoa; Chordata; Mammalia; Carnivora; Canidae
Gene: MCOLN1
Product: mucolipin TRP cation channel 1
Exons: 14
Coding region: 58-1791 (577 amino acids)
Cellular component (GO): plasma membrane; lysosomal membrane
Molecular function (GO): NAADP-sensitive calcium-release channel activity
Source: RefSeq, a predicted model, not a curated record